Molecule: messenger RNA, 2974 nt
Organism: Syzygium oleosum
Lineage: Eukaryota; Viridiplantae; Streptophyta; Magnoliopsida; Myrtales; Myrtaceae
Product: proteinaceous RNase P 1, chloroplastic/mitochondrial-like
Exons: 7
Coding region: 31-2736 (901 amino acids)
Biological process (GO): tRNA 5'-leader removal
Cellular component (GO): mitochondrion
Molecular function (GO): ribonuclease P activity; protein binding
Source: RefSeq, a predicted model, not a curated record
GGAGAAAGCUCCCCCUUCAACGGCCACAAAAUGGCCUCCCUCGCCUUCCCUCCUUCCCUGCACCACCGCCACCUCCACCUCCACCGCCGCGUCCGCCGCCGCCUCGCUUCGCUCCCUCCGUGCAGGCCGCCCUCCGUGACCCUCGAUUCCUCCAAGCACCGCCACCCCACUCCCGCUUUCGCCGCCGCCCUCCGGAGCGACACCCACCCCUUCUUGCUCGCCAAGCUCCCCGCCGUGGCGGGCGGCGACCCUCCGGCGAAGGCCGCGGGCGGUUUCGGCUUCGGAACCAGGGAGAGGGCCGGCGGCUCGCCGGCCCGGCCUCCGAGGCCCGGCGACGAGAACGCGCGGAAGGAGUCGCUGAAGGACCUCGUGAGCUCGAUCAUAAGGGAGCGGUCCGGAAGGAGGGCCGGCGAUGGCGGCGGCGGCGAGAGCGCGAGGGGGCCGCCCAAAGGUGAGGCUGCGAGGAGGGAUCCGAGUUCGAGGCGGAGGGGCGGUGUUGGAGUCGGGAAUCGCGAUUUGCGUCCUGAAAAAGAGUGUGCGGCGGUGAACUUUGCGGAUGGUGAUGGUGGGAGUUCGGGAGGUAAAGUAGGGAAGCAGAAAAUUAGCGGGAAUGUCGGCGGUAGUGAGACGGAGGCGGCUAGGGAGAGUAGAAAGUCUAGGAAAAGUAAGGUCGAGUCGCCUGAAGUUUGGUUGAAAGUCGCGCUGGAUAUGUGUUCAAAAAGUGGGGAUUUUUUGGGGGCGGUCCAAUUGUAUGAUUCGGCUCGUAAGGAAGGGAUUCAAUUGGGGCAGUAUCAUUAUGCCGUGCUGUUGUAUCUCUGUGCUUCUGCGGCUGUUGGUGUUGUUCAGCCUGCUAAAAGCGGAAGUGGUAUGAAGACCUUGAAUAGCUCGGACUUGUCGAAUGAAGAUGUCGCUGCGAAUUGCGUCAAGUUUGGUGAGGAGGAUGAAGUCGUGCCAAAUGACCUUCGGUCAAUUGGUGCCCGUAGCAUCGAGGGAAAUGAUGGCAUAAUGGAUUUAAGUUCAAGUCGCACGUAUGGCAAUGUUGGGUAUACCGACGAAAUUAAGAGCAUCAGGCAGAGCUUUAAUGGGUCUCCAAAACCCAAAGCUCAUGUUUCAGAUAGGCUGAAUGAUGUAGGAAGAACUGAAGGUGAUUCCUCUGGUAUUGAAAAUGAGGCUAUAGACCAAGGAGAUCAAGUUGUUAUAGUAGACGGAAAUGUCAAGAAGUAUGCGGUUGAAAAGGGAUUUGAAAUCUACAGGGAGAUGUGCUCGGAUAAAGUCCCAAUGAAUGAAGCCACUUUGACAUCUGUGGCCAGAAUGGCAAUGUCAAUAGGUGAUGGAGACUUGGCGUUUGACCUGGUGAAGCAAAUGAAGCCUUUGGGGAUAAAUCCUCGGUUGCGGUCCUAUGGUCCUGCUUUAUCAACUUUCUGCGAUAGUGGAGACAUUGAGAAAGCAUUUGAAGUUGAAAAACAUAUGCUGAAGAAUGGUGUCUAUCUGGAGGAGCCUGAACUGCAAGCACUACUAAGAGUAAGCAUAGCAGUUGGAAAAGGGGACAAGGUGUAUUAUUUGUUGCACAAACUCAGAACAAGUGUAAGGAAGGUCUCUCCAUCUACUGCAGAUCUAAUCGAGGACUGGUUCAAAGGCAGGAUAGCUUCAAGACUAGGGAAAAGGAAAUGGGAUCAAAGAGAUAUAAGAGAAGCAAUAAAAAAUCGUGGUGGAGGCUGGCAUGGGAAAGGUUGGUUGGGCAGAGGCAAGUGGAGUGUAUCACGUGCAUCUGUUGGUUCUGAUGGCUCAUGCAAAUGCUGUGGUGAAAAAUUGACCACAAUUGAUCUUGAUUCUCGGGAAGCAGAAAAAUUCGCCGAGUCAGUUGCAGCCUUGGCUCUAAAGAGAGAAAAAAACUCGAGCUUUCAGAAAUUUCAAAAAUGGCUUGAUUAUAAUGGACCAUUUGAAGCAGUAAUUGACGGAGCUAAUGUUGGCCUUUUUAGUCAGCAAAGAUUCUUACCAGCAAAGGUUAAGGCAAUUGUUAAUGGGAUACGUCAGAAGCUUCCUUCAAGAAGAUGGCCUCUCAUUGUUUUACACAAUAGACAUAUUACAGGAAACAAGAUGGAAGUACCAGUGAACAGGGCAAUCAUUGACAAGUGGAGAAAUAAGGAUGCACUCUAUUUAACGCCUACUGGAUCCAAUGAUGACUGGUAUUGGUUGUAUGCAGCUAUCAAAUUUAAGUGCUUAAUCGUGACCAAUGAUGAAAUGAGGGACCAUACAUUUCAACUUCUAGGAAAUGACUUCUUUCCCAAAUGGAAAGAAAGGCAUCAGGUACAUUUCAGCUUUUCUGAUGCUGGUCCGGAGUUUCACAUGCCUCCUCCAUGCUCCGUAGUAAUCCAGGAGUCCGAGAAUGGCCACUGGCAUAUACCCAUUAUGCUGGAACAUGAGUACGAAGCAGAUAGAACGUGGUUAUGUGUGACGCGUGCUGCCUCUGGAUCAGCAACCAGACCUGAAGAUCUGCAAUUACAUCAACAGAGCGAGCAACAUGUGAUGGAAGACAGAGACCCACAAGAUGGAGUUGAUUCCUUUUCAGAAACGCUUCAACCUAACCAUGAUGACAUUAGAAAAUCACCUCCUGAUACACACCAAAAUCUCAUAAGCAUAUUUGCGGCGUCUGUAUCAUCAUAUGAUGGCACCCUCCUGUCCCAACUUGACACUGCAGAGAGGUGUGGUGAUUGUAUUAUUGAUUUCCAAAUAUAGAUUCGUUGAUAAUCAGUUCACAUCUUUUUGUUAUCUUCUCACCUAGAUCAAAGAACUUGGAAUGCCUAUGUAUAGACAUGAGGCCCGGUUGAUUUUCUAAGGUGUAGAGAGCCCUUCGUUGGCGGAAAAGCUUAGUUCACAAUGAAUAUAAAUGUAUUUUACCAAGCAUUAUAACAUUGGAAUAGGUGCAUUCUCUUGCCUAAUAUGAUUCAGGAAAAAUUAUUCCUGCUUCCUUUUC